GGAGGUAGGCAGAGCCGGACGCCGCUGCCGCCGCUGCCACCGCCGCCUCCGCUCCGCUCGCCUCUGGUUCUUCAAGCUCUCGCCGCCCGGGAGCAGCUGUGCCGGCGUCGGAUCCCGCGGGGAAAGCUUCCAUGCCCAUGUUGAAUUACUCCAACCGUUGUUGUUCAAGGGUGCCAACGUCUUUCAUGCCUGUAUGGUGGAACCAGGGCAAGAUUUACUGCUUGCUGCUUUGAGUGAGAGUGGAAUUAGUCCGAAUGACCUCUUUGAUAUUGAUGGUGGAGAUGCGGGGCUUGCAACUCCAACACCUACCCCUCCAGUUCAGCAGUCAGUGCCACUUAGUGCAUUAGAACUAGGCUUGGAGACGGAAGCAGCAGUUCCUGUUAAACAAGAACCAGAGACGGUACCUACUCCAGCACUAUUAAAUGUUAGGCAGCAGCCUCCAUCUACUACAACAUUUGUGCUGAAUCAAAUAAAUCAGCUUCCAACUUUGGGAUCUACGAUUGUAAUGACUAAAACACCACCUGUAACAACGAAUAGGCAAACCAUCACUUUAACAAAGUUUAUCCAGACUACUGCAAACACACGCCCUUCAGUCUCAGCGCCAGCAGUACGAAAUGCCAUGACCCCUGCACCUUCAAAAGACCAGGUGCAACUGAAGGACCUGCUGAAAAAUAAUAGUCUGAAUGAACUCAUGAAACUGAAGCCACCGGCUAAUAUAGCCCAACCAGUUGCAACAGCUGCUACUGAUGUAAGCAAUGGUACAGUAAAGAAAGAGUCUUCUAAUAAAGAAGUAGCAAGAAUAUGGAUAAAUGACAUGAAAAUGAGGAGUUUUUCCCCGACCAUGAAGGUCCCUGUUGUGAAAGAGGAAGAUGAACCAGAGGAAGAAGAUGAAGAAGAAAUGGGUCAUGCAGAAACCUAUGCAGAGUAUAUGCCAAUAAAAUUAAAAAUUGGCCUACGUCACCCAGAUGCUGUAGUGGAAACUAGUUCUUUAUCCAGUGUUACUCCUCCUGAUGUUUGGUACAAAACAUCCAUUUCUGAAGAAACCAUCGAUAAUGGCUGGUUAUCAGCAUUACAGCUUGAGGCAAUUACCUAUGCAGCCCAGCAACAUGAAACAUUCCUACCUAAUGGAGAUCGUGCUGGCUUCUUAAUAGGUGAUGGUGCUGGUGUAGGAAAAGGAAGGACGAUAGCAGGAAUCAUCUAUGAAAAUUAUUUGUUGAGUAGAAAAAGAGCAUUGUGGUUCAGUGUUUCAAAUGAUUUAAAAUAUGAUGCUGAAAGAGAUUUGAGGGAUAUUGGAGCAAAAAACAUUUUGGUCCAUUCAUUAAAUAAGUUUAAAUAUGGAAAAAUUUCUUCCAAGCAUAAUGGGAGCGUGAAAAAGGGUGUUAUUUUUGCUACCUAUUCUUCCCUUAUUGGUGAAAGUCAAUCUGGCGGUAAAUAUAAAACUAGAUUAAAACAGCUUCUACAUUGGUGCAGUGAUGACUUCGAUGGAGUGAUAGUGUUUGAUGAAUGUCAUAAAGCAAAAAACUUAUGUCCUGUUGGUUCUUCAAAGCCAACCAAGACAGGCUUAGCAGUUUUAGAGCUUCAGAACAAAUUGCCAAAAGCCAGAGUUGUUUAUGCUAGUGCCACUGGUGCUUCUGAACCACGAAACAUGGCUUAUAUGAACCGUCUUGGAAUAUGGGGCGAGGGAACUCCAUUUAGAGAAUUCAGUGAUUUUAUUCAAGCAGUAGAACGGAGAGGUGUUGGUGCCAUGGAAAUAGUCGCUAUGGAUAUGAAGCUUAGAGGAAUGUACAUUGCUCGACAGCUGAGCUUUACUGGAGUGACCUUCAAAAUUGAGGAAGUUCUUCUUUCUCAGAGCUAUGUUAAAAUGUAUAACAAAGCGGUCAAACUGUGGGUCAUUGCCCGAGAGCGAUUUCAGCAAGCUGCCGAUCUGAUUGAUGCUGAACAAAGAAUGAAGAAAUCCAUGUGGGGCCAGUUCUGGUCUGCUCACCAGAGAUUUUUCAAAUACUUGUGCAUAGCAUCCAAAGUUAAAAGAGUUGUGCAACUAGCUCGAGAAGAAAUCAAGAAUGGAAAAUGUGUUGUAAUUGGUCUACAGUCUACGGGAGAAGCUAGAACAUUAGAAGCCUUGGAAGAGGGCGGGGGAGAAUUGAAUGAUUUUGUUUCAACUGCCAAAGGUGUGUUGCAGUCACUCAUUGAAAAACACUUCCCUGCUCCAGACAGGAAAAAACUUUAUAGUUUGCUAGGAAUCGAUUUGACAGCUCCAAGUAACAACAAUUCACCAAGAGAUAGUCCUUGUAAAGAAAAUAAAAUAAAGAAGCGGAAAGGUGAAGAAAUAACUCGAGAAGCCAAAAAAGCACGGAAAGUAGGUGGCCUUACUGGUAGCAGUUCUGAUGAUAGUGGAAGUGAAUCUGAUGCCUCUGAUAAUGAAGAAAGUGACUACGAGAGCUCUAAAAACAUGAGUUCUGGAGAUGACGAUGAUUUCAACCCAUUUAGAGAUGAGUCUAGUGAGGACGAUGAAGAUGAUCCCUGGUUAAUCAGAAAAGACCACAAGAAAAACAAAGAUAAAAAAAAAAAGAAAAGUAUAGAUCCAGAUUCUAUUCAAAGUGCCUUAUUAGCAUCGGGUCUUGGAUCAAAACGACCUAGUUUUUCAUCUACACCAGUUAUUUCGCCUGCUCCUAACAGUGCACCAGCUAACAGUAACACCAACAGUAACACCAGCCUUAUGACAAGUCAGGAUGCCGUGGAAAGGGCCCAGCAGAUGAAGAAAGACCUCCUUGAUAAACUAGAAAAAUUAGCUGAAGACCUCCCUCCUAAUACCCUGGAUGAACUUAUUGAUGAACUUGGUGGCCCUGAGAAUGUAGCUGAGAUGACUGGCCGCAAGGGGAGGGUUGUAAGCAACGAUGAUGGAAGCAUAUCUUAUGAGUCAAGAUCUGAACUUGAUGUCCCUGUAGAAAUACUAAAUAUUACGGAAAAACAAAGAUUUAUGGAUGGCGAUAAGAAUAUUGCUAUCAUCUCAGAAGCUGCCAGCUCGGGUAUUUCAUUACAAGCAGAUCGGAGAGCUAAAAAUCAAAGGCGAAGAGUGCAUAUGACUUUGGAAUUACCCUGGAGUGCUGAUAGAGCAAUUCAGCAAUUUGGACGAACUCAUAGAUCUAACCAAGUUACUGCUCCUGAAUAUGUCUUUCUGAUUUCUGAAUUAGCAGGAGAACAAAGAUUUGCAUCUAUCGUUGCUAAAAGACUUGAGAGUUUGGGGGCGCUUACGCAUGGUGACAGAAGAGCAACAGAAUCCAGAGAUCUGAGCAGGUUUAACUUUGAUAAUAAGUAUGGAAGAAAUGCUUUAGAAAUUGUCAUGAAAUCCAUUGUAAACCUAGAUUCACCUAUGGUGUCACCACCUCCAGACUAUCCUGGUGAAUUCUUUAAAGAUGUUCGACAAGGACUGAUAGGAGUUGGCCUGAUAAAUGUAGAAGAUCGCUCAGGAAUCCUUACUCUAGAUAAAGAUUAUAACAACAUAGGAAAAUUCUUAAAUAGAAUUUUGGGCAUGGAAGUGCAUCAACAGAAUGCAUUAUUUCAGUAUUUUGCAGACACACUUACUGCAGUUGUUCAGAAUGCCAAAAAAAAUGGGAGAUAUGAUAUGGGAAUCUUAGAUCUUGGAUCUGGAGAUGAAAAAGUGAGGAAAAGUGAUGUUAAGAAGUUUCUGACUCCAGGAUAUUCAACCUCUGGCCAUGUAGAGUUAUACACAAUUAGUGUAGAGAGAGGAAUGUCCUGGGAGGAAGCUACCAAGAUUUGGGCUGAGCUGACAGGACCAGAUGAUGGCUUUUACUUGUCAUUGCAAAUAAGAAACAACAAGAAAACUGCUAUCUUAGUUAAAGAAGUGAACCCUAAAAAGAAGCUUUUCUUAGUUUAUAGACCAAAUACUGGGAAACAGCUCAAAUUAGAAAUUUAUGCUGAUCUAAAAAAGAAAUAUAAGAAGGUAGUGUCUGAUGAUGCCCUGGUCCAUUGGUUAGAUCAGUAUAAUUCAUCUGCAGAUACUUGUACUCAUGCUUAUUGGCGUGGCAAUUGCAAAAAAGCAAGCUUGGGAUUAGUUUGUGAAAUAGGUCUUCGUUGCCGCACCUAUUAUGUAUUAUGUGGCUCAGUACUGAGUGUCUGGACAAAAGUUGAGGGUGUUCUAGCAUCUGUCAGUGGCACAAACGUGAAAAUGCAGAUAGUUCGGCUAAGAACAGAGGAUGGACAGCGGAUUGUAGGUUUGAUCAUUCCUGCAAAUUGUGUGUCUCCUCUUGUAAAUCUCCUGUCAACUUCAGACCAGUCUCAACAGCUUGCGGUCCAACAGAAACAGCUCUGGCAGCAGCGUCACCCCCAGAGCAUCGCCAACUUAAGCAACGCAUAAGAACAGACAGGUUUCAACAUGGAUGUAUCUGAAAUGCUGUUGAAGCAUAUCAUUUGCAUAAAAAUCAGGGACAGUUUCCAAAGAAUUAUAAUUUUUUUCAGUUGUGCUCUCUCUAGUUAAUUUUUUUGGGAAUAAGGACAAACCUGGAAUAGAUAGCAAAACUGAAAAUCAGCGGUGCCGAUGGUGGUCCACAUGUCUUUCCUUUUGCUUUUCCCAUGGUACUUCCCACAUGCUUUCACUUUGGGUGAGCAGAGGGGUAUGUGCGCGUGCGUGUGUGUCAGUCUGUUUGUUUGUUUGUGAGUUUCUUAAAGGCUACGAACCACACUUGGUUUAAAAAUGCUUGGAACUUCCCAAACUGGCUUUACUUUAUGUUAUACAGUGCUCAGGGUUAAUGCAGUACAUCCAUGCCAUUGCUGUGGGAGUUAUCCCCGGAUGCAUGUGUUUUGAGUCUAUAAAUAUAGCAAAUAUAUAUUGAUUUCUUUUUCCAACGUAUUAAAUAAUAAGUUUAUUAAAGCAUGAAAUGAAAGGUUGCAAUAUCAUGCAUUCAGGUUCUUUUCUAGUUCUUGUUCUGACAGUGCAUGUCUUUGAAAGCAUGCGUAAACAAGAUUAACACAGAAGUCAAGUAACGGAGAGAAACAUUUGUAGAUGUACAGCAUUGGUUAUUGCAUUUUUCUAGUGUUUAUACCUGGGUAUUGCUUCUAACCCUGCAAAUCCCUUUCCCCCCCACCUCCCCAUUCUCUGUGCCCCAGGUUUCUUGUCAAGGUAAUGAGGACAUACUUUUUUUUUUAUGAUAAAACUCUUAAAAGUUAAUUUUAAUGUAUUAAUAGUAUUCCUAAUGUGCUGCAAAAUGGCUACAAGCCUGCUUUUCUUAAAAUUACAUUUUCCUUAACUUAAAGCUAGUUUUAGAAAGAAGUACAAAUUGGCUUCCAUCUUGCAAGCAAUCUUUUUUUUACUUCAUUAUCUUAAUUUGCUUUGUCACUUAUAAAAAAGGAAACCGUACUUGAGUUGUAAAUUAGACAAUGAGGAAACACUUGAGGCUUCUGCUGUAUGUUUAUUUCCUGUUGUUAUUGUUGUUACCCAGUAACUUGAAUAUUGUUUAAUGUGUUGUAAGACAUUGUAGAGUUUAUCUCAAGCUGUUAAAAAUGGUAAUGUACAAAUGUGAAUAGACACUUAUCUAUAAUAUGGGUAAGUUUUGUUUUGCCUAUAAUAGAUGUUUAUAAAAACAAGUGAGGGGACAAUUGGUCUUUUUGUUUCCUUUUUUUUUCUUUCCUUUUUUUUGCUUGCACAGGUUGCACUAUUGAAAAAUUGAGAUUGUAUAAACCUGGUCAAAAGCUGCAAGAUAACCACAGUCUUGUAGAUGUCAAAUAAAAAGUUAUUAUACUAACCAGAAGUGGACUCUUGUUUAGGCCCUCACCACCUUCAGAAGUAGUCUGUGAUGGGGAUUCUGCAGAACUUGCGUGUUGCUCAGCAUUCCAGGUAGCCUUAUAUUUUGGCUUAAAACUUACCCCUCAAAACUGAGAUGGUGUUGAGGAAGGGGUAAAGUGGUAGUACUUUUGAGCGUUACUCAAGUUGAAUUGUUCUCCUUUGUUACUUUUUAAACUCCUUGCAGAAUCGAGUGAGAUGUACGUUAAGUGAUGGAAAGCUAGUACUUUCAUCCUCUUGUGUUUCUUUAAGCCUGAGUUUGAUUAUGUUAAGUUUACCCUAAGUUUUCUUUCUUUGGAUUUAUUUAUUCUUGAUGCCUAAAAGAACAAAUUGAGAAUAAUUUCUCUUCUUUGGCAUAUUUUGCCCAGUGGAUGCAACUUUUAUCCUCAGUCUAGUCUUUGUAUCUCAGGCAGUGAUCCAUAUGAAUAUCAACUAAUGUCCCUUAUUACGGCCGCUAGACCCAACUGGCAGCCAAGAGCGGAAUUGUCCCACCUGCAGCAACACUUCCCAGUUAGUUCUAUUUUUAAACCAGUAGCCCAGUCAGCUUCCAUCGACAUACUGUGGUGAAAUGAGGCUGGGAAGGGAAGCAUAACAAACCCGCUCCCUCCAGUGAGACAAAAUGGCAGGGUUGGGGCAGAUAGACUCUCAUAGGCUGUUGGCCUAAUUUCCUUCUUCUGUGUAAGAGGGCAUCUGUUAGCAGGUUGUAGUUUUUUCCCAACAGCAUCAGUAUGAGCAUUCUUUAGCAUGCAGUUAGUUGACCUCCAUAGUUCAUAAUAUGUUUGCUCUUGGGAUAGCUGUCUUGAUACAAAGGGGCAUAUAUAUGUUCUGUUCUUUGUAGAACAACUUCCUUUUGCUUUUUAAAAAUAAGGUCCAGAAAUAAGGCCUCUGAAAACUCACGAAGUAGACCUCAAAAAGGCAACCAGUGUAAAUGGAUGGAGAGCUGAGGUGCCACAUGCCCAUGCCCAUCAUGGUUUGUGUGCAUGUGAGCACUGAGUCUGCUGCACUUCCCUCUGGAGGUGAACAGAUGACCUUUACACUGUGCCCUUAUCCAAGUCAGUAAGUUCAGGUUGGCCAACAUGGGGAAACCCAGCAUUCGAGGUCCCCCUUUGUCAAAAUAAAUCAAGUCUUAACAACAGGGAGCUUCUGUAAAACAGGUCCAUGUGUUUCAGGAUCUGAAUGCCACGUCUGAACCCAGGGGCCUUGUUGAACCCAAUGUGAGUCCAUUUGGCCUCUGCAAUGCCUUUUCUCCCUUUUUAGCAAUAUGGCUCUGAGCACAAAGACUUGAUUGUAAAUCAUGUUAGUGUUUUCAGAGUUUACAGUGUUGAUUGUACUGAAAACCACUUCCCGAGUCCAGAGCUGCUCGAAUGGGAUCUCAGGGGGAAUUAGUGUUCCCCCAAUUUAGCAACCUCCAUACCACACCGUCUCUAUCUGCACUUAAGUUUAAGGGACUAUCCAGAUAUGUAUCAAUGAUGUGAAUUCCUAAAAGUAUUAACAAAGUAUUUCUUUAAACACAACUUGAUCAAAAAGUAAAUAUCUUAAGCAGUUUUCCCUUUUUGCUGCUAAAUUACAGAUACACUCUUCAGUAUCUUUUCUUUACAUCUGUAUAUGUUAGCAAGAAUCUGCAUCCAAAGCAAUGUAGUGUGUGUAUGUAUAUGUAUAUUUAUUCCAAUCCCAUUAAUUAGCACUUCAGAAACCUUUUUGAGUUGCAAAAAUAAACUUUUUAGUUUUAUUUUGCUUCAUCUAUAAAGGUAAAAAAGUUCUAGAUUACCAAACUCCAGGAGAAUAUAAUAUUUUAGAGGCACUAUUUUCCGGCUAUAGCCCUUGGGCAUUUAUUUGCUAAUCUCCAUGUGAUGCUAUUAGAACAAUGUCUAACAGGCAUGACAGGAAAGGGUACCAGGACAGCAUUUACAAUAAUGGGAGCCUUUUCCUCUACUCCCUCCAUUUUCCAGUUUAGCAUGAGGGAAAAAAGCAAUAGAUUAGAAAUGAUUGUUGCAUCUCAGUUUAUGAAAGUAGGAGCAGAGGAAAAGUAUUUUUCCCCUGGGUUCUUUUCUUGAUAAGAUAUUCAGAGAAAGGUCUUUAUCUAAAUACUCUCAUUUUAAAAAUGUACCUGAGUGAUAUUUGAUCGUUUCUAAGAAUGGUGCUACAUAACAGUUGCUGUGAGGCUGGGAUCCGGUUAGUAGAUGUUUGGUCAGUUCGGGCGUCCUGGUGACAAAGGCAACCACUGUGAUGAUGGGCAUUUGUUGACUCCCCUUCCUGUGUCUGGGGUCUCCCCAGCUCACACCAUACCCAUGCACACGCACUGUGCACACUUUGCUGCUGGAAUUCAGCAAGCAGUCUGUGUCGUGGCUACAGCUGCGAACAAAAACCAUUUGUAAAAAUUCCUCAUGGGAUGCCAAUUGUCUAAUACAAAUGCAGUGUCUUUUUUAAGGGCAUAUUAGUGAAGGAAAUGCAUCUAGAUACCUGCAACUCAAGCUAGCUAGUAAUCUUCUUCUGAGUACUUGAGGUGAAACCCAAAACCCACCUUCUAAUUGUAUGCUGUACUUAUAUAUAUGUACAUAAAUGUGUAUAUAUAGAGAUGUUGAGUUCUUUUGAAUUCUGAAUGUAAAUAUUUCUUGUAAAUUGGGAUCCUACCCGCUUGUUUUUCCCUUUUCCCUCCUCCUUUCAAUCCUAUUUAUUCUUUUCUUGACUUCCCAUACGGGGCAUCUUAUAAUUUUUUUUUUUUAAUGAAGAAAAGUAUGAAAAACUUCUUAGUUGAAUUUGUUCAUAUAUUUUAGAAUUCAGUUUUGCAUCUUUACUAUAGAAUUCCUAUGUCUGUUUUGUGUUAAUAUUUUUCAACAUGCCUGAUUGUGUUUUGCAGUAGUAUUACAAAUUUUUACUGUGUGCAAUGCAUUGUAUUGGGGAGAAUGUACUUGAGUGCAAUUUCUGAUACUGUCAUUAUAUGACUAGUUAUGCUCAUUUAUGUUGCUCUUUGGAAGCUAUAGUGAGCGUGAUGUUUUCACAUCAAAAAAUUUCUUCCCAAGACUUGGUUAAGCUCCUCUAACUUCUUCAGUGCAUUUGGGAUCAAACUUAGCUCUUCAGUAAACCCGACUUGUUCCUACCCUUGCAAUUUUUCAGGCCUGCACCAAAUCCUUCACCUGUGUGACUCUCCAGCUGAGAGGAAAAUCUUGCAGAUCUUAACAGUGAUUUAUGGCCUGCUGCUGCUGCAAAUUUUCUAUGUUUCUUUAAGAAGUUGGGCCUAUACUUUUAACCUACAAAUAAUAAUCAGAAAUUUACUUUGCAAUGAGCACAGAUAAUCUGCUUCUACUCUCAUCUGUUAAGGAUAUUUAUAGCAGGUAGGGAGAGAGGCCUGGUACAUGCUGGUGUCCAUAUUGACAAGUAACAUUAGAGAAUGUACUUUAAGGAACAAUUGUCUUCCAAAAGAGAGCAACACAACUGCUGUGGAGGCUUCCAGGAGCCUCCAGCUCAUGGGUUGAUUCUGUGCUGAGGGUAAAACAGGCAGUUAACCAUAGAAGGACUGGCUAUUAGUAUCCCUGAGCUGCUCUCCCCACCAGGGUACUGGUGGAUUUAUCUUGACAGGAUCAGCCAUAAACCUAGGAGCUGAGCUGGAUUAAGGCAUUCUUAACGAUUAGUGUUGUCAGUUGGGAAGACCCGGAGGUGGCUCGGGAAAACCGUGGUGAUUAUCACCGGGGAGGCAAAUGUUGAGUUUUUCUUUACAGAUUUAUACCUUUAGGAAAAUGUUCCUCAGAACUUUCAGGAAAGAUUGCCGUGAGCAUUUCUUGAGCCUUUCAUUCCUGUACACAUUUCAUUUGUUACUAUUGAACUUAGUAGACUUGUUGAAAAUUUAAAAGUUGUCUGUAUUUAGAUAAAUCUGGGGAACCUAAUUGGUCAUGAAAUAGGGCCGGUCAGAGAUUAGCUCCAGAGUGAAUCCCUGUUCACACCCACCCUGCCCAGCUUUCCUUCUCUGGCGCCCGGGGAGUAGUUGAACUGCAGUUUGCAGCAGCAGCCAUCCCAGCUGCAGCGAGGUGGCAGGACACGGUUAAGCUAAGACUACCCCUCUAGUGCAGAGUCGAGCAAGGGACGCAGCCUGGGAAGGUCGGUUCUUUUUGAUACUUGCAAUUCAGGCUUCCUGGGGGCUCAAGGUCAAUCCACAGGCCCCUUAAUGAGCACUCACGGCUUUUCCACCUGCCCUCCCACCCUGAGGGCCCUUCUUGCUUUGACAGUAUUUGUGGCACUGAAGAGGAUAAAGAAGCUUGAGCCUUCUUUCUGACUUCCACUUUAGGGGGCAGAGAGCUUUUUUUCUCCGUAGCACAUUGCAGUCUCACCACCAUCAGAAAAAAUCAUCCUGUUCCUGGUUUAUACUGAAUUUGCAAACUACUGAUAUUAUUUUUCAAUAACCACUUGUAUCUUCCAUCAACCAUGAGGGGUGGGAAGAGGUACCCUGUAUCUCUGCAAUAAAACUUUGGCCAGGUUCUACCUCCGCUGAGCAAAGGAUACUUUUCUACGUAGGUAUAGAUCUUCCUCCUCUCCUAACCUGACAUGGUGCAUCUUGAGACAACAUAUGAUGGAAUCCAAAGACAAUUUGAAACAAAGGUGGAUGUAAACUCUUUUGGUUGUUUUUAUUUCGUUCUCUUUUUUUAAAUCUCUCUUUUUAUAUUGCUACUCUAUUUUGAAUGUCCGUCAGUGUAUGAAGGGUACACACUGUUCUGAUGAUACCGCACUGCUUCAUUCUGCCUUCCGUGGUGAUACAGUACCAAGUGUCCAGAAAUGAUUGUUACGACUAUUUUGAUGUGUAACUUUAAAAAUUGGGUUUCAUGCAAUAAAAAUGUAUUGGCUGCAUUUAGUGAGGUUUACCCUUGCGAGUAAGAAACGAUCAACCAUGAAGCAUAACAAAUUCUGUAUUUAGUUUUUUGUUGUUAUUGUGGGUUUUGUUUUUUGGUGUUUUUUUUUUUCUUUUUUUGUAAGAUUCUUAAAUAAAUUAAACUGGCUAAUA
This is a messenger RNA of Diceros bicornis minor, 10787 nucleotides long. It is a transcript of the gene SBNO1, whose product is annotated as strawberry notch homolog 1. The record is from RefSeq and is a predicted model, not a curated record. Gene Ontology annotation, molecular function: histone binding; chromatin DNA binding. Gene Ontology annotation, cellular component: nucleus. The transcript is spliced from 33 exons. The coding region runs from base 194 to 4375 and encodes 1393 amino acids. Lineage: Eukaryota; Metazoa; Chordata; Mammalia; Perissodactyla; Rhinocerotidae. Gene Ontology annotation, biological process: regulation of DNA-templated transcription.